CAGUAGAAUGCAUGUGAUAGUCGAACGUAAACAAGCGGUAAUGUGAACGAGAUAAUCCCAGUUACACUGGUUGCACUGAAUUACACACAAGGAGUCGAUCCACGAGGCGAGGUGCAUAUGGUGCAUAUGCCUGAUAAUCAAAGAUAACGGAGGCUGCUGAAAUACUUCUUCGACUCGCGAAGAUCGAACGACACCGUGUCCCGUCCAGUGGCAUCCAGUCAUACAGAUCAAUGAGGUCCCUGUGUACGAGGCUACAUACGUACAGCAAUGAGACGCAGACGAGAGGAUCGAUAGGUGAGAAAGAUCGUGGUCACGGGGUACAUGGGGUAUGGAAAAGGAAAGUAGAGGAACGGCAGCGUGGCGAGAGUGAAACAGAGAUUUGGUGAGUGCGAGUGGUUGCUCGCUCCUCGGGGUGGCAAGUGUCGAGGGUGGGCGGAGUGGGCGGCGAUGGUCAGGCGGUGAGCAUAAAGAGGAUAGGAUAAUAUCGGUGCGCGACCUCCGGCAGUGGCUUCAAGUUCGCCGCUUUAAUACCGGCAGAUCUACGAUGUAGUUAUGCCGAAGAAAAGUACCAGGCAUGUGAGAGAGUCGGGGCUAACGAAAAGUUCUCAUCAUAAAAGCACCAGUCUCGGAGCAACGCCGGAACCGAAAACGAAACACUUUCGUAGCGUUCGUAUCGGUCUCACCAACGGGAAACGUUGGCUCUCUCUCAAAAAACGCUUAGGCCUGUCGACAGAUGAAGAUGUUGCGGUUUAUCUCCUGGACCUCGCCGAAUCCUGUUCCAGACACGAUGCUAAAUGCGGUGAAGGGGAAGAAAGGGAGAUGGGUCAGGAUAAGAAGAACAAAACGGAAGAGAUGCCGAAUGAAGAUUUGACAGAAGAUACCGGGGAGUUUGUUCGUCGAAGCUUAAGGAAACAAACCGCUGUUAGAUCCGUGGAACCUGAAACACCUGAACUUACCGUUGACAAGGGACGGGCUAAGUCGUCGAACGACGCCGAAAUUCACGUUAGACGUAGCUCGAGGUCCAAACAUCAUAAGAACAAGGCCAAACACCAUAAGGACAAAAAGAAAAAGAAGAAACAUCUGAAGGUUGAGAAUGUUGUCCCACCGCUGGAACCUGUGAAACAGUCAUCCAAUGAUACGACGUCUGGAGAUGAACAAAUUUCCAUUAAAGAUAACUCUAGAUUAGGUAACGAAAUAGAAGCAAAAUCGAAUUUAACGAACAGUCUUCAGCUUAAUAGGAAGACAGUUGAAUCUGUUAUUACAAAGACUGAACAUAUAGAUAGCAUAGAGUAUAUAGAUAAUGUAAAUAUUAACAAAAAUGUACUUUAUCAUGAUAUCGAGAAUGUUGAUAUGGAGAGAAUUAUUAUGAUUAGUGGUAAGAACGAGCGAUUGAAAUCUAGUAGUUCAGCGACAUCUUCCCUUGCUCCGAACAUCGAUGAAACUGCUGCAGAACCAAUCUCGAAUAUAAUAGACACAGCAUCGAUCACAUCUACUCAUGUUGAAACCACCGAAGCGAGAGAUGACAAGAAUAUUUUAAGUAACUCCGAUAGUUCAAGCGUUAACGUGAGCACGGUUCACGAAACGGAUGAUCGGAAAUUGAAGAAAAAACGGAAACGACUGAAAUAUGAGAUUGAGGAAGAGAACGACGACGAGAACGUGAAAGAGGAUUCAUCGGAGGACAUCAUAGACGAGUCCGUUCAUAGGCAUAGGAAGAAGAGACAUAAACACACCACUGAACAUAAAAAUCGCAAACACCAUGACGUGCGCAAAGCACCGCAGGACGGAAUAGUUACUCAAGAAGAGAAGAACUGUGAUUCUACGGCUGAUAAUGCGACUCCAGUUACGCUCGAAAAGCUUCAAACUGAAACGAACACUGAGAAUUUAAUGUCUGAACCUCAGAGGCUGGCUAUUAAAAUCAAGCUAUGCCAGGAAUGCAAUAAUCGUCAUCUGCAAGAUGCUUGCCCUUUGACGACACCUCAGUACGCUAUUCCAGAUUCCAUAUCGUACGAAGAUUGGUUGAAUAAACACAAAAAUAACCCAGAAGUUCUAAAGGCAAUAAAAUCCGACGAUCCUAUGUCCGAAGGAUAUGGGAAGGUGACGGAAGACAGUAACGAGUCAGACGAUGAUUCUAUAUUGGUCGAGCAAUGUAAAACAAAAACGAAGAGUCAAAAAGAAGAGAAACAGUUAACGAUAGAUGUGGACCGACCAUUGUACGCUAGAGAAUCGUUGCCUGAAUGUUUCGAGCUGAAGAUCGCCAACUCGGAACAUGGACUUGGGAUAUAUGCGAACAGUUCUGUUCCCAUGCAUGUUAAACUGGGUCCUCUCGUUGGAAGGCCAGUCAAAGAAAUGGACAUUCCCGAUGACUUUCCCAUGAGACAUAUUUGGGAGAUAGAUAAUAAUGGUAAAACUUCGUACGUAAGCACGACUGAUCCAUUACAGAGUAAUUGGAUUCGUUAUAUCAGACCAGCCGAUACGAAAGAGGAACGAAGUGUAGCUGUCAUAACGACACAAGGAGAAUUGCACCUUGUCACUACACAAAAUAUUGUAUCAGGCAUGGAACUGACUUACUGGGCAGACUCUCAAUCUUCUGCGUGGACGCGGAAGAACAAAGUAGACAAAACAAAUUGUGGAGGAUGUAAUUUAAAUUUCACCCAUCCGAUAUAUUAUCGUCUACACUGCUGCAUUUUCCACGAUACUAAUUAUAGUUUAACUAUAAGGAAAUAUCAUUGCAAGGUGUGUGGAGCUGCUGUUUUGGGCAAAGAUAAUAUAAUGAAACAUGCAGCGGAAUUACACGCUGGUCGGGGCGCGUAUCAAUGUCAAUAUUGCAAAAAGUUCUUUCUACGAUUGAAUUAUCUCGAGAUGCAUCGUACCUACGGCUGCGCACAGAAUCCGCAGCGUUCGAGACCAUUGUGCGACUUCUGCGGGCGUAAAUUUUGUCAACCGCAAAAGUUAAAAGUGCACAUUAAACGAAUGCACAGCGAUAUGUCGGAGGUCCUCCGAGAGUUCCAGUGCAAGUUGUGCCUGAAACUCUUAGGUUCCCGUGCUGCUCUUCAACGCCAUAUGAAAGAGGUCCAUCACAAGGACGUGGUCGGCGCCGCGACUUGCGAUCGAUGCGGAAAAAUGUUUCAGAACAAGAGUAAUCUCAAAAUACAUAUGUUGACGCACAGCGGUGUAAAACCGUUCAAGUGCAAAGAAAAUAGUUGCAAAGCAGCUUUUACAACUAAACAAUGCCUGCAAUUUCAUUACAAGAAAGUGCACGGUCUUACGGAGGAGAUGAUGCCGAAGAUCGAACGUUCGGUCGCUUACACCUUCGACGCGUACAGCGGUGGACUCGUCGAAGACGUUGGCCGCGGAAAGACUCCGCGUCCUACUAGAAGAAUCUCUCGUCAAGAAAAUAACAGCAACGAAACGUCCAUGGACGAAGACAGCUCGAAGAAUGAUCUUAAGAUCGAAGAAACGGCCAAUAAUUCUACGCAUUCGAUCGUAGCCGAGUUCGAAACUAGUUCCACGCCCAAAUACAAAGUCGAACACAAUCCACGAAUUUCGUCGCCACCGCUUCCAAUGAAUGCGUCGUCGAUACCUAGCAGCCUGGAGGCGCCAAUGGAAACCAUUCGCACGGACGCAGAUAUCUACGGUGUUUCCAGAAUGCAAAGUAAAGGCAGUAAAAAGUGGCUUGGCGAGUUUAAUCCUCCGAUUGCAUCGGACAUAUCCGUGGGACCUAACGCGAUGUCUCAUAUGCCAACAAAUGUUGUCACUGGUAAUACCUACGAGUUCGAAGAUGCGAGAAAAGAAAUCGAUGGGAAGGUGUCAUCGUCGACGAGCAGUAACAGAACGCAGGGCAUCAUAGAGAACGCUAAGUUGGGGCUCAGCGCUUAUAGAAGAACUGAGAGCGCGAACGCUAGUCUGUUGGUCGAAGCUGCUCUCGACGCUGCCGAAAGAGAUAUAGGAGCGGUCAGCAGCCCGAUAUUAGAAGAUAACGAUCGGGACACGAAUCUCUAUUCGAUCUCCAGUCAAUUGCAAUCCCCGAUACCUCAGAGGUCGCCGAAUCAUUUAGAAUCCUACAUACAACAGCAAGAGGAGCUGAUGUCUCCCGCGCCUACGCCAGAUGGUCGAAAUACACCGCCCACGCACUUGCACGUCGAAUACCAGUUGCAUCGACCGGUCGAUUACAUUGGAACGCCGAGAACGCAUAACAUCGAACAGUAUUUGCACCACGAGGAAGUGCCGCGUGUUUCGUCGCCGAACGGUUACAUGCAUAUUCAGCAAGAGGAUCUGGUGUCGCCUUCGGCGACACCGAAUCGAUAUCAAGACGUGCAUCAUCACCAUCACCACCAUCAUCACCAUCAUCAUCACCCGCUGUCCGACAAUUUGUCCGGCGACGAAGGUAAUUCGGUUGCCCAGAAUCUUAGUCUCUCGGUGAAGGAAAAGACGAUGCAAUUGGAUCUCUCGACGUCGUACAAAUACGACCCGCUCGAGCAAGAUUUCGCUAGAGAAAGAACAAGCUUCGAGCCCAUGGUGCUCAACGGCGAGCUUCAGGGUCUGGACAUGUCCGCCAGAGGGUUUCAUCAUGGUUUCGGUGUACAAAUGCAAAAUGCGCGGUACCACCAUCAUCAUUUGUACGAAAUCGCAGACAGACAAAGCGUGGAUCUCAGCAGAACUGGGAGUUAUUCGAUAUCGCCCACUCCGUUGUCCGGAGCCUCUCAAAUAUCCUCCGGUUCUUCGGUAACGGUAGCCGCGCCACAAGCACUGACAUCGAUAGCGCCUUCCUCGCCUCCUGUGCCACCUUCGGUACCCCCUCCGCAACCGUCUUCAUCUUCACCACCACCGAGUCCUCCACCACCACCACCGCCUUAUUCUCAUAACGACGUUCUGAGGGUGGUAAGCUUAGAUCUUACUCCCGGUGGACGGCACACCGUCGAUCUCACUCUCUCGAGACCUCAUCAUUUGCACGGAGCCGGGACUCGCGUGAUCACGAGCCCGCAAUCCGCAGGUUCCGCCAAUCCACAUAUCGUACCUGAUGCGGUCGAUGGCCGGAUUCUAUCAUCUCCACCACCGCCUUCUCUACCAGGAUACAAUCCAAGUUAUCCCGUGAGUCCCACUCCGUAUCAUCCACCGAGACCAGGAUAUCACCAUUAUUCCGGUUACUAUUAAGUAUCAGUCUUGUUAGUAGGUACGUAUCUUCGUUUUUUAUAUUCGGAAUUCUAAAGAUCCAAGACCGUGAGCUGAUCGAAAUGAAAUUUUCGUACGCGACAAUUGAAAGUGAACGCGCUUAAAAAAAGAAAAACUGAUGGAACUUCAGCUUUCGAAUUAAAGUACAAUUCUGGAACAGAGAUACGCACAAAUCUUGUAACAGAAACCAGUUACGUUAGGCCAUGUAGUUUUUGAGACGUUUAAGGCGCACGGUCGGAUUUAAUCAGCCGGUCGAACGUGAUCGUGUCGAAAAAGAUGUACAGUAAAAAGUGACAGUAUCUAUUAUUUUUGGAGUGAGCGGUAUUUUUUUAAACUGUUUACGAACAAAAUUGUAGAGAUUCGUUACGCGAUUAGGAGUACGACGCAUGAUCAUUAGGAAAAGACUAGUUAGUUUCUCAGUUGCACAUAUUUACGAUGCACACGUUCAUAUGGAAAUUCAUUAGUGGUUACAGUUUCUGUUAAUCGAUCGUAGAUUUGUUCGAAACGACUGUUACUUCGCGCGAAGUGUUACUUAACUGUUAACCCAUAUAUUCUUCUACUUCUUGGACAAUGGACAGGAUAGAAUUUGCGAGGUACAGUGGCAAUUACCAUAAAUUUUUGCAGCAGUAUUUUUCGGAAAAUUAGUCAACGAUUUAAGGUAAAAAUUUGUGGAGUCGGACGCGUGAAAUGAUCGGAAGAACUGCGAUGUUGUUCACGCGGAAAAAAGUGCUUACCUCUCGGGGAGAUAUCGUGAAUCGUUAUUUCAAUCAGUCGUGAAAAUUCACAAUGAAUCAAUCGAGUUGCCUAACGGUAGAUGUAAGUAUAUUUGCAUGGUGAUAACGAUUCCGAAGAAGAACUUGAACGUUCAUUUCCAUUCUAGUCAUGUUACAUUCGUGUAAACGUAAUAUUAGUUUUAAUGCCCGCCCCGAACGUUGCAGAUGAAUUAUUCAAUGAAUCAUUGUAAUCUAAUUUGCACAAACACACUUUCUCUUUAAAGUGUUCUUAGAGUAAAUAGAUACGAUAAUUUUAAGAUUUAUUGACGAUAAUACAAUCUACUUCGUUUACGAAACGUGUAAUUAUACAUAAUGUACGUAGUUCGCAGGUUUUUCAGAUCUUUUUUAAAUCAUUUGCGAGAACCAAAGAGUAAGAAAUCGUGCAACCUUUGUGCCAAAUCGAUAAGACAUUUAUCACUGUACUUAUAUGUACAUUUUUAACAUAAGCUCACCGAUUAUUUUGUAUUAAACAGAAAAUACUCGUAGCAUCAAUGAUCAGUAGAUUCAUAGUUAUAUGAAUUACGAACGCGCGCAAUGUACGUAUGAUGUAUGUAAGUGUAAAUGUAUGUAUAUAUUUAUAUACACGACAGUAUGUAUAUAAUUGAAUAGACGCGUGUACGUUGCACGUCCUUUUUCAAGUAACUCAACAAUAAGUCGUAAAACUAAAUUUUUUAUCAUUUUUAUCUGUUUAUUGCGGACGUUAAUUUAUUCAUUUUUUAUAUUGCAUACUUUUAUUUUCGAAAUUUGGGGCUUCCCGAACUUUGACUUUAUGAGACGAUCUAUAAUUUUUUCUCGUUUAAAAAGAAGAGGCAACAGAAAUAAUCAAGAAAGUAACGAUUUCUCUUCUCGUUCACCUAUUCAUAUACCGCUAGCUGUAAUUACACGAAACUUUAAACAACAAUGUUCACGAGUACAAAUAUGACAUGGAAUACAUUUGUAUCGGAUUUCUUAAUAUGACAAGAAAAAUUAAUAGAAUAAAAUAUUAAAAUAACAAGA
Messenger RNA from Ceratina calcarata, 6938 nucleotides. RefSeq lists its product as uncharacterized. The record is from RefSeq and is a predicted model, not a curated record. The coding region runs from base 553 to 5151 and encodes 1532 amino acids. Gene Ontology annotation, molecular function: protein binding. NCBI's taxonomy places the organism in Eukaryota, Metazoa, Arthropoda, Insecta, Hymenoptera, Apidae. Gene Ontology annotation, cellular component: nucleus. The transcript is spliced from 7 exons. Gene Ontology annotation, biological process: regulation of gene expression.